Messenger RNA from Sphaeramia orbicularis (orbiculate cardinalfish), 4575 nucleotides. Its product is annotated as ubiquitin carboxyl-terminal hydrolase MINDY-1-like. The record is from RefSeq and is a predicted model, not a curated record. The transcript has 12 exons. Gene Ontology annotation, molecular function: K48-linked deubiquitinase activity; cysteine-type deubiquitinase activity; cysteine-type carboxypeptidase activity. Gene Ontology annotation, cellular component: cytosol; cell periphery. Bases 303 to 2033 code for a protein of 576 amino acids. Gene Ontology annotation, biological process: protein K48-linked deubiquitination. Lineage: Eukaryota; Metazoa; Chordata; Actinopteri; Kurtiformes; Apogonidae.
GUCAACAAUCCCCCGUCUUGACAUUUUGACAAACAGUGAACACAUCCUUUCCUGUCCAUCAUCCUGUACUUUCUGCCACUGGAGUCAGACUCUUCGACAUGUUGAAGGCCUGAUAAGUGUUGGUUUUGUACGUACAGAAGUCAGGAGGUCAGCAGGUUCCUAAGUGGCCAUGUUGGACUCUCACGGUCCCAUGUGACCUCGGCCUCCACCAAUCAGCCUUUACACGUCUCCUGACCAAAGUAGCUUUUUCAACUCCAUCAGGAGCCAGUUUGUUCUGUGCUGCCAUCACUGAUCAGCCAAUCAUGGCCGAGUCCAGCUCGGAGCUCGAAUUGCCUCGUGCCACUGAGAGUGUCUCCAAAGAACUCAUUGUUACCACGGUGAUCGAAGGGUCAGAGGUCAGAGCCGAGGUCCCGAGCAGCAAUGGGACCGCUGAAGGUCCACUUUCUGCCAAAGUCAUGAAGGAGGAGGAAGAAGUUACGUCCACAGCGCCAGAAUCAACGCCGCCAUCUGAAAGUACAACAAUGAGUGGAGUCACCAUAGAAGAAGAGUCUCUGACAGCUCUACUCAGCCACAUCCGGACUGGAUCAGGAGCCAGAUCAGGAGAACCAGCAGGCAUGGAUUUGGACCUGGAGGAGAGUUCCUCUGUGGCAACAGCUGGUGGUUCAGAUGACCAGAGGGAAUCCACCGACUCCGCCUCCUUCUCCAUCCCCAGUCUGGAGCUGUCGGAUGGAGUCACGGCCACAGGAAACUCCCUGGACGUGGAGGACGGUUUGUCCUCAUCAUACUCUGCUCUGGGAGCAGAGGGCGGUUCUCCGUCCACAGAGGUCCCCAGUCUGAAGGACGAAGAGGCUGCAGAGGCCAAAGGGGGCACUGCUGCAGCUGCUGCCCCUGCCGCCGCCUCGUCUUCUACAACUUCUUCUGCUGCGGCUGCAGAGUCUGGGCCGUCCAUGCCGGCGUAUUACCUGGUGAAGUGGAUCACCUGGAAGGAGAAGAAGACGCCCAUCAUCACUCAGAGUGAGAAUGGACCCUGCCCCCUGCUGGCCAUCAUGAACACACUGUUCCUGCGAUGGAAGGCGAAACUUCCUGCUCAGACUGAAGUCGUCACCACUGAGGACCUGAUGGCUCACCUGGGAGAAUGUGUGCUAUCUGUUACGCCCAGAGAAAAGGCUGAUGGGAUGGAGCUCAACUUCCAACAGAACAUGAGCGAUGCCAUGGCGGUGCUCCCGAAGCUCUCCACCGGUUUGGACGUCAACGUACGAUUCACCGGAGUGACAGACUUUGAGUACACACCUGAAUGCAUCGUGUUCGACCUGCUGGACAUCCCGCUGUACCAUGGCUGGCUGGUUGACCCGCAGAGCCCAGAGAUGGUGGCCGCUGUGGGAAAACUGAGUUACAACCAACUAGUGGAGAAAAUCAUCGACUACAAGCACUCUGCAGACAGCAGCCGAGUCAGUGAAGGUCUGGUGGCAGAGCAGUUCCUGGAGUCGACGGCGACUCAGCUUUCGUAUCACGGACUCUGUGAACUCAACACGACGGCCAAAGAGGGAGAGAUCUCUGUGUUCUUCAGAAACAACCACUUCAGUACCAUGAUCAAACACAAGGGUCACCUGUACCUGCUGGUCACGGAUCAGGGCUUCCUGCAGGAGGAGGGUUUGGUCUGGGAGUCGCUGCACAACGUUGAGGGUGACGGAAACUUCUGUGACUCUGACUUCAGAUUGUGUCAUCCACCGCAGAGAGCGCCGCCCAUCUCCGACCUGCCGCCAACCAAUCAGGAGCAGCAGAGACAGAUCGACCAGGAUUACCUGGUGGCAGUGUCGCUUCAGCAGCAGCAGGGUGGGGCCCCAGGGCCCCUCAGUGAUCUGGAACUGGCCCGACAGCUGCAGCAGGAGGAGUACCAACAACAACAACAACAGCAGCAACAGCAGCAGCAGCAGCAAGGAGCCAUGCAGGCAGUACAACAGGUCAGAGGUCAGGGGUCACAGCAGGGCGGGGCCAGAAGAAGAGACAAGGACUCAGACUGUGUCCUGUUAUAGCCUCUUCAUCGUCGAUGUCGUCAUCAUCACUGACCAGCAACCACUGACCUCCUGAGUCCAAAUGUCCAGUGUGUCUGCAGAGGGUGGCCACACACACACACACACACACACACACACACACACACACACACACAAACACAGCUCAAUGCCAAACCCAGUGCUUUGUCUCACAGGUGAUGAACUCCUGUAACCUCUGACACGUUUGUACAUUUUUAAGACGUUCAGUUCCGGUGGAGUCUGGUCAAAACUCCACCUUUAUGAAAGGUUAACGAGGUGUUGGUAAAGGCUUUACUGAUGAUCAAUAAGUGGCAUUAUUGAUCAGGUGAGUGGCGUGGGUCAGAGUCUCAGUCUGAAGGUUUGUCACCGUUUAAUUCACUGUAAUCUUCACUCCACAUGUCCAUACGUCAUUAAUAUCAGUGCUGACUCAUGUCUGUGGGGUCAAACGGUCCUGCUCAAGGUCAAAGGUCAACUAAACACCUGCCACGACCUGGCAACUCACACGUGUUCUUAUUAAUGACUGAUAAAUGAUGUAUUAACUGCUGAUGAACAUUUUUAAAGAUUGAUUUGUUAGAAUGUGGCACCACAACACAAAUAAUUCUGUAUUUUAUUGACCUGAAAGAUGACGUAUCAGAGCUGCAACAUGUGAUUAUUCGAUGUUUGAUCUGUGUUUUCCAGACUUAUUAAGAUGCGUUUAGAGAAUACUUAGAGCCUGAGCACAAACAGCACAGUGAAGGCCUUCACUAAACUGUACACUAAUAAAUUCGGGAUGUAAACAUGUUGAAAAAUUGUUUAUUUUAUAGGUGUUUAGCAUCGGUCAGCUCCCACAUUACAUUUGCUUUAGAUGUACCAGAUUUAGAUGCAUACAUAUCCUGUCCUAAACUCAACAGAAAGUCGGCCAUUUUUGUUUAAAUAUGCAAUUGUUUUCCCCAUUUCAAAAUGUUGUACUAUUGAGACAGAAAGUACUUCUUAAGUCUUUUGUACAAUGUGUGAAACGAGUCACCACUCAAACCAAUUAUCGAUCAACAACUAAUCGUUUAAUCUGUGAAUCUGUCGUUGCAGCUCUGGUAGUAUGUUUCAGGUCCCUAAAGUGAAUCUUGUCAAAAAAAAAUGAAAUGUUUGAAGCAGAAAUGUCUGAAUUUGUUCUGAAGUGGAGACUAAAAGCAAAGAAAAUCCACUUUUCUGAUGAUUAAGUGUCAUAAUCUUUGUUUUUUUUCCACUCCACUUCUUGUUACCAUCUGAAACUAAACUGUAAGCCAAACUUCAGCCAAUAUGUCAACACUCUGCUUUUUGUUCCUAUGAACUAUGAAGUCCAGUUGUGUCUGUCCUGUGAUGCAGAUUUUAACCGUUAACAUCUGGUUUUUCGCUCUCGGUGCUGAGAUGAGUCGUGUAUUUACCUCCUGAAACUCAGCGCAGCACGGUAUCAACAGCAUUUUACAAAAACGGCUCCUGUAACACAUGGAAAUGGAUCAGUAUUUCACCACUGAACACAGAUAAUGGGGAUGGUUUCUCUAUAUUUAAUGGCUUUGCUGAACAUUUGAUUCAACGAUCCGAUAUUUAUGAGCAACAGUCCUGAUCAUAGACUCUGAAGAUAAUUGUAAAUCAGUAAAAUCACUUUGGAAUCAGUACUUUCGAGGUAAAAAGUAGGAACAUGUGCAGCCACCUGGUCAUUAAGGUGAAAUAAACUCGGGACCGACUGUUAAUUUCACAUCAAUGACUUCCUAUUUAUCUGUCCAAAACCAACAGCAGAACUUGCGUCUACACAAGCCCAUAUCUGUUAGAAAAAAGAAAUCCACAGCAAAAUCAUUCGACAGUUUAUUCCAAAUUCUUACUUUUGAUUUUGAUUUUUUCCCAGUAAAUUACUCCAUUUCUUUCAUACAAACAAAAACAAUGUAAAAGAUCCAACCAAACAUGAAGAAAUAAGAUGGAAAUGACAUAAAAUUACAAGACAAAAAAUUGUCUUACAUAAUUUAAUGAUAGUUUGUUUAAUUUUAUUUGCUACUUGACUUUUAUUUAAAUUCAGUAAAAGACGCAACAUGAGGAAAACAUGACGACAGAAAAUGAGUAAAAUACACAACAAGAAAAUAAUGAAACAAUACAAGAAUUCAGUAAAAUAGACAGAGAUGACGAAAAUGAUCUAAAAAGACAAAUGGUAAGUAAAAUGGGCUACAAAAAUUACAAGACAAAAAAAUUCAGUUGAAGAUGCAACACAAGACACAAAAAAAUGAGUAAGAUGAAAUUUAUGUAACUGAAAAUUUUUGUACAAUACACAAAAAGACGCCAAAAACGACCUAACAAGACAUAAUAAGUGCAGAAUGCAUCAAAGAUUAAGUAACAAGAUAAAAAAAAAAUCCAAAAAAUGUGCAACAAGACAAAAAUGGGGUAAAACAAAAAAAGAUGAAAAUAAUUUAACGAUACAAAAACGUUAUAAGACAAAUAUUCACUAAAAUACACAAAUAUGAAAAUAAUCUCACAACAAUAGAAGGAAAAUGUGCAAAAAAAUUAAACAUGCAACAAGAUGAAAAUGAUCUAACAAGACAAAAAA